CACAGAGGACUGGAGCUAUAAAGCCAGGCAUUUCAUCCACUGCAGCUCCAGUCUUAAACCCUCUUCAACUUCACCUGUAAGGUUAAGCGCUUCACUCUGAAAUCAUGGCCAAUGACAUCACUCUGCUCUGGGGCUCCGGAUCUCCUCCCUGCUGGAGGAUAAUGAUCGUUCUGGAGGAGAAGAACCUGCAAGGAUACAACCAAAAACUGCUCUCCUUUGAGAAGGGAGAGCACAAGUCAAAGGAAGUCAUGGACAUUAACCCCAGGGGUCAGCUUCCUGCCUUCAAAUGUGGGGACAAAAUCAUCAAUGAGUCAUGCGGUGCAUGUUUCUUCUUAGAGUGCAAGUACAAGUCACAGGGAACCAAGCUGAUCCCCGACUGCGAUGCGGAACAAGCACUGAUGUUCCAGCGUGUGUUUGAGGUUAACACAUUCGGAGACAAAAUGGGAAAUGUUAUCUACUACAACUGGAAGGUCCCAGAGGGAGAGAGACACGACUCUGCCAUUAAGAGAAACAAAGAGGCUCUGAGCGCUGAGGUCAAGCUUUGGGAGGGAUACCUGCAGAAGACAUCAGGCGGUUUCCUGGCAGGAAAGAACUUUUCCUUAGCUGAUGUGAUUGUUUUUCCAGCCAUUGCUUAUCUCUACCGCUUUGGGCUUUCUGAACAGCGUUAUCCAAAACUGACAGAAUACUAUAAAAAUCUGAUGAACAGACCCAGCAUCAAAGCCACCUGGCCUCCUACUUGGAAGGAGACACCUGGACAGGACAUACUUAAAGACAUCUGAGAUUCAAACACUCAUUGGUUAACAAGCUAACUUUUACUGUUGUGUUUUCAUUUCAAUCAAUCAAUCAAUCUUUAUUUAUAAAGCACUUUUCAUACAAAAAAAAACCUGUAGCCCAAAGUGGUUUACAUGGUUAAAAGCAGCCCACCCCACCCUCCCACUCACUCCCCACACUCUCAGCUUUGUUACCAUUCAUUGUACUGCUCUACCCUUUCAUAUUUUUUAACAUUGUUUGCUUCGGAAACUGUCUGAUGCUCAGUGUGCUGUGAACAUAAAGCAAUAAAAAUAAAACGAGUUUCACUUUU
Messenger RNA from Oreochromis aureus, 1081 nucleotides. Its product is annotated as glutathione S-transferase A-like. The record is from RefSeq and is a predicted model, not a curated record. Lineage: Eukaryota; Metazoa; Chordata; Actinopteri; Cichliformes; Cichlidae. Bases 105 to 779 code for a protein of 224 amino acids. The transcript is spliced from 6 exons.